This is a messenger RNA of Gongylonema pulchrum, 957 nucleotides long. The record is from the annotation of a GenBank genome assembly. Lineage: Eukaryota; Metazoa; Nematoda; Chromadorea; Rhabditida; Gongylonematidae.
CGUUCUACGGCUUUUAGGAGUUGUUUCAAAUGCAUCGAACGAAAGCCGUGGUGGUGCGCUAAAACCGGAAACGAGUGAGAAAGUUGGAUUUUUCAAGAAGUUGAAAUAUCGCUUCCAAGAGGCAAAAACGAAUGGGAAGAAUAAAAAUUUAUGGACCCAUAGUUUAUAUUUUCAAUUUUUGACAGGAAUCCCGUUGAAAGAUGAGCUGCAAGCACCGAUUUCGUUUAUGAGAGAUAUCGGGAAGCAGUUCAUACCGCCGCCACUGCCUGCUCUUCCGAAAGAUUUCAAGGAACAUCCGGAACGGGAUUUGGUGAAUUAUCCUUAUCCAUUGAAGCAAAUGUAUCCACCAAAAUUGCGAUUGAUGAUUGUACCGGAUACAUUUAUGAGUGCCUUUCACAAAUAUACUGGCACCUCCGGACCGUACGUAUUUUUUGCGAUGCUUUAUGCAUUUUUGCAUUCGAAAGGCCUCUUCGAGAUUGCGCACGAUCGUGUGAAAGUGUUAAUCAUCAUCUUCUACUACUAUAUAUUUUCACGAGCAUUCGAUUAUCGAUGGGACAAAUUUUUCUAUGAAAACGCCAAGAAGGUCGAGAAGAAGUAUUUGGACAUCAUUGACAACAAUUUCAAAGCAGUCCGAACUGUUCAGGAGACUUCGAAAGCGGGAAAGAUCGCUUAUGCUGCAGUCAAGGAGCAUUAUCCGGCGGUUUUCAAGGAGACUUUGGCUUUACAGCUGGAAGCUACCUAUAGGAGAAAUGUGGAACUGUUGGCUUCAGAAAUGAAGCGACGUUUGGAUUAUUUGCUGGAGACGCAAGCUGUGAAACGAAGCUUUGCCCGUGAUCACAUGUUGAAAUGGAUCAUUGAAGCGGUUCGAGCGGAAAUUAUUGCGAACAAAGAAAACAUCAAGGAGAAAUAUAUGGAUAAUUGCAUCGAACAGCUGAAAGGGAUUUCGCUCCAGUGAUC